ACAUACACCCUUAGUACAAUGACAGCUGACACUAUUGCUUACUACCGUAAUGACGUCAUUAGCAUGGCGGCGACACGUUUUAAUGGUUUUUAUCUGUCUUUGAACACUACAAAAUGCUGAAAAUGCUGCUUUAAACUGCAAAAAAAAAAAUUAAGUACCUUAGGAAGUAAAACUAACACAUCCCGAUUGCUUUGCCUCUAAACAAUUAUUGAAAUAUAUUUUUAAAUUUUAUCUCAUCUUGACUUAAAUACCGUUUUAAAUUUUGCUUUGAUUUUUGGGCAUAUCCGUAAAUAAAUCUGUAAAUAGGUAUUGGCAACCCUGCCGGGGAAAUGCUUUCAAGGAGAAUAAAAAAUAAUACCACAAAAUAGGAUAAAAUUGUGCAAGCUAAGUAAUUGUGAGUUAAACGAAGUUUUAUAGAAUUGUGUUAAGUUUACUUAGUGUUUGCAGAAGUUAUAUAAAUAUUUUUUGUCAUUGAUUUCAGCAUCGGUAAAAGUGAUCGAAAAGGUUAUGUUUUGAUGUACCACGUGAAUAUUUUCCCAAUGAAUUUUAGUUUCUAGUGAAUUACUUACGAUAGUUACGAUUUUAAAGCAUUUAAAGCAACGGGGAAAAUGGACGACGAGUUUUAUUCGGGUGUUAACGACGUCAAAAGUAAUAAAGAAUCAACUGAACGCAAUGGCCGCAUUAUCGUGCGCAAUAUUUCCUUCAAAGCCACGAAAGAGGCGUUAAAAGAGCACUUUGGUAAAUACGGUACAGUGCAAGAAGUGAAUUUGUUGAAGAAACCUGAUGGAAAAUUGGUUGGGUGUGGCUUUGUACAUUUUGCUGAUGUUGCACAAGCUGAAAAGGCUAUUGCUUCCACAAACAAGAAACCAUUCCUAGAUCGCCCCAUACAUGUAGCAUUUGCGGUGUCCAAGAAGGCAUAUGUGCAGAAUAUGGAGAACAACUCUGCUAAACAGAGGUUUAACAGUAACUCUGAUGAUGAUAACAAACUAUUUAGUGAAGUUAAAGAAGAAACAAACAAGUCUACAGAGGAAAAGCAAAAGAAAGAGAGAAUCAACCGUAAUGCUCGUCUAGUAGUCCGAAAUGUAUCCUUUAAGGCUACUGAAGAAACUUUAAAAGAGCAUUUUACCCCUUACGGUGAUAUAUUAGAAGUGAAAUUGCUCAAAAAACCAGAUGGUAAACUAGUGGGAUGUGCGUUUGUUCAUUUUAAAAAUGUACCCAUGGCCAAGAAGGCUUUGUUGAACACAAACAUGAAACCUUUCCUCGGUCGUCCUAUAUCCGUGGAUUGGGCAGUGGCCAAAAACAAGUACAUGCAGCAUGUGGUCAGCCAGCAGCUUGAGAUGGAAGAAAAGGUGAAGAAGGAAGAAUCUGACAGUGAUGAUGAUGACAACAAACCACCGCUCAAUGUCACCGCUGAUGACAUCAAGGACGAGAUCAAGAGUGAGAGUGAAUCAGAACCGAAUUCCAAUGAGGAAGAAGAUUCCGAUAGUGAUGAUGAUGAUAAGGCUGGUGUUAAGGGUGAGUCUGAUGAUGAUGAUGAUGAGGAUGAUGACAGUGAGGAACAGGACGAUGAUGAUGAAGAAGAAGAUGAUGAAGAGGACGAGGGUGAUAAGGAAUCUGAAGCUGGAUUUAAACAGGAACACCAGAGAAUUAAACUAAACGAUGCCGAGGACGGGUGCACGGUGUUCAUAACAAACAUACCAUUCAGCGUGGACAACGACCAGUUGAGGCAGUUCGCUGAGAACAUCGGUCCUGUCAAGUAUGCACUCAUCUGUGUCGACAAAAUGACUGAACAUUCUAAGGGAACUGGAUUCGUUAAGUUUGCUGACAAAGAGCAUGCAGAUGCCUUCCUAUCGUUACCAGCAGAUCAGCUCAGGUUGGAAGGUCAAACAUUAUCAGUGAAGCCGGCACUCAAGAGGGAGAACUUGCAGAAGGGCAACAAGAAGGAAGCCAAGGACAAUAGGAACCUGUAUCUUGUUAAAGAAGGAGUGGUGGUGGCUGGUACAAAGGCUGCGGUGGGGGUGUCAGCCUCCGACAUGGCCAAGCGACUGGCACUGGAGCGUAGCAAGACACAGAUGUUGAAGAAUCUUAACAGGUUUGUAUCCCGGUAUCGGCUAGUAGUGUCGAACCUGCCGGCUCACUACGACGACGCGAAGCUCCGCAAGCUAUGUGUCGGGGCGGGGGACCGACGGGCUGUCGUCACUGAGUGCCGAGUCAUGAGGGAUCUGCGCACUCCACCCGGACCCGAUGGGAAGAACCCGUCAAAAGGUUACGGCUUCGUAAUGUUCACGAGACACGAGGACGCUCUCGCGUGUCUGCGGAAACUGAACAACAAUCCAGAUGUAUUUGAUAAAAAUAAUAGGCCCAUCGUCUCAUUCUCAAUAGAAGAUCGAACAGCAUUAAACGCAAGAAAGAAAAGAUUAGAGAAAUCCAUAGCCAACAACCCGCUCGCAAACAAAGAUGGCGGCCAAACCACAGAUAGGAGAAACAGGAAACGGAAACCAGAAAUAGCACCAGACGAAAGUUACGCUAAGAGACGGAAGUUUGGGAAACUUAAUAAGUUCAAUAAAAAUAGUAAUCAAGGAAAUGACAAUAGGAAUCAAAGUUCAGAAAAUCAGGGUUCUUCUAACUUGAAUUUUAAUAGAAAUAAUAAUGAAAAGCAAAAUAAAUUUAAUAAGAAAGGCCCUCGACAAAAUAAUGGGUCAGGCCAAUUUGUAAAAAAACCAAGAUAUAGUGAUUUCGGCGAGUAUACCGGCCUAACGGCUAAGGAAGGUUCACAACACAAAAUGCGGAGCAACCACAAAUUGAAAGCACAAGCCGAAAUCCACAGGCAAACAGUAAAAACGGAGAAGAAGCAAAGUAAGAGAGCUCAAAGACUCAAGAUGGCGGCGAAAGAAAGGAUAAAAUUGCCAAAACAGAAAAUUAACAAAAAUCCGAAUAAGAAAAGGAAAAAACAUCAUAAUCAAUCAAAGUUCGACAGGUUUUUGUAAGCUUUUGGAAAUAUGUGUAAUGUUAGGCAACUGAGUGUAAUGAGAUAUAGGGAUUCGAAAGUUCCUGGGUCAGGCAAAGCACAUUUCGUCCAUCUAUUCAUCAUUUUGAUUAUUCAUGUAACUAUGCGAAUAUGUUACUCAACACAUUAGUUAAACACACACUUUUUAUCACCACUAAAGACGUUGAAUACACUAGGGAUGAAUGUCCCACGAUAUGUAUUGGCGACAUGUCAAGCUAAGGCUGCCGGUUUGAUUCGGAGUCGCAGAGAACCUAACGGGUUACCGGGGCUUCGGCUCGACGUGCAGGAGAAGGAACGGGGUGGUU
Molecule: messenger RNA, 3312 nt
Organism: Spodoptera litura
Lineage: Eukaryota; Metazoa; Arthropoda; Insecta; Lepidoptera; Noctuidae
Source: RefSeq, a predicted model, not a curated record